Astrephomene gubernaculifera is the source of this 1859-nucleotide messenger RNA. The record is from the annotation of a GenBank genome assembly. Lineage: Eukaryota; Viridiplantae; Chlorophyta; Chlorophyceae; Chlamydomonadales; Astrephomenaceae.
CGCAAGUAUCGUGCAACACCGACUCGUGAACUGCUACACUGUUUUAAAAAGAAACGCUUUACUUCUAUUGCGUAGCUUGACACCUGCAUUUGCCAGCCCCGACACAUCAACUUCCGCGAGCUAGUCCCCGCCCGUGUCUGUGCCAUCCGCUAAAGGCAUAUUGCUGUAAUGGGUACAGCUACCAACAAGGACCAGGUUACCCGCGGAACAACAGCAUCCGCUGCCCGUAAGACUCUUGGAGACCGUGAGAAGUUUGAGACAUACAAGGGCGAAAAGCGUGCGGCUGUCCAGGCGCGGAAGGCUCCUCGCCGCCAGAAGUCCCUCGCCGCGGACUUCCCCCUCGGCACCACCGGCCUCUACCUCACCCUCCUCACCUUCAUCGCAUUCGUCGCUGCGGCCAUCUACUGGGUGGUGGUCAUCGCCUAUCCCUCCAACUAAGCAGCGGGCGCCGUACAUCGCUAUAACGGUUGGCUGACUGCUGGCUAACUGCUGGAAGAUAGAUUCAGCGGGUGUCAACUAGCUGGUGUCCCGUUCAGCAACUGCAGCCCUUCGUACGGCAAUCCAGUUCCAGUAAGGCAACUCUUUACCAAAGAGUACGGCACCGCAUCAUUAGGAGAAAGUAUCAACACAGCAUUAUCAUCAUUCGACUCAGCUUGAAGGAGGAUCGAUAGUGGAAGGGACUAAGAGGGGAGGUAGCCGGAGUUCGCAACACCCUGAAGCAAGUAGACAGGGACCCAUCCAGUACAUACGGCAUAUCCAAGCUCUUGCAACAGCAGCCAUCCGCAACAGGAAUAACUACAGCAACAACAGUAACACCACCACCAACAACAGUAGCAGCAGCAGCAGCAACCAGCCAUGAAGCUGCUGUCCCAGGGGUUCGCCAAGGGGGCGGAGGGCUACGUCAAGCUGCUGCCCGAGGAAGCCGAGGACAUGUGGCACGUGUACAAUCUGGCUCGCGAGGGCGACCACAUCACCGCCACCACCUUCCGCAAAGUGCAGGUUGACAAGGGCACGGGUGCGGACACGGAGCGGCUGAAGCUGAAGCUGACACUGGAGGUGGAGGGCAUCGAGUUCGAUGCGGAGGGCGGCGUCAUCCGCAUCAAGGGCCGUAACCUCACCGAGUCCGAGCACAUCAAGCUGGGCGCUUACCACUCGCUCGAGCUGGAGAUGGGGCGCGCGUUCACACUCAGGAAGGCUGCCUGGGAUGCGCUGGACAUUGAGCGCAUUCGCCUGGCCACGGAUGCUGCGCUCUCCGCUGACCUGGCGGCGGUGCUCAUAACGGAGGGUCUAGCGCACGUGUGUCUGGUGGGCGGCAGCACGACGCUGGUUCGAGCCCGGGUGGAAGCAAACCUGCCGCGGAAGCGAGGAGCCGCGGCACUGGGGUACGACAAGGCCUGGUCUCGCUUCCUGGACCACGUGUUUACGGCGGUGGUACGGCAUGUAGACUUUGGGAUCGUCAAGUGCCUCGUCAUUGCGGGACCGGGCUUUGCCAAGGACCAGUUCAAGGAGUAUCUGGAGGCGGAGGCGGUGCGGAGGGAGGUCAGGCCGCUCAUCGAGAACAAGGACAAGAUCCUGCUGGCGCCCGCCUCCUCCGCAUACAAGCACAGCCUCAAGGAGGUGCUGUCGUGCCCGGGUAUCGCCUCCCGCAUCAAGGACACCAAGGCCGCCCGCGAGGUGGGCGCGCUGCAGGACUUUUACGACCUGCUGGCCGCCGACCCCGCCCGGGCCUUCUACGGCCCCGGACACGUCUUCGCAGCCGCUGAGCUGGGCGCCAUCCAGGUGCUGCUGAUCAGCGACUCGCUGUUCCGAAUCAACCAUGUAGCCAAGCGGCGCAAGUACGCGGAGCUGGUGGAGGGGGU